This is a messenger RNA of Telopea speciosissima, 1169 nucleotides long. RefSeq names its product dehydrodolichyl diphosphate synthase CPT3-like. The record is from RefSeq and is a predicted model, not a curated record. Gene Ontology annotation, biological process: polyprenol biosynthetic process. The transcript has 2 exons. The coding region runs from base 130 to 1014 and encodes 294 amino acids. Gene Ontology annotation, cellular component: endoplasmic reticulum. NCBI's taxonomy places the organism in Eukaryota, Viridiplantae, Streptophyta, Magnoliopsida, Proteales, Proteaceae.
CACAAUUUAUAGCGAUUAAGAUCUAAGGCCUUUUCACGGAUUAUCAAUUCAAGCAAAAGUAACCCUCUUGCCACCGCAUGUGCAGUCUCUGUUAACCCAAAAUAAAUGAAGAUUUAAUCAGAUCUUGAAAUGGAGAAUGGUAAUGGAGGCAACCUGCAAAAACUGUUUCAGAGGCUGGUAGCAAUGAUCUGUGAUAUCUUGCAAAAGCUGUUUUUUAUGGUGCUCUCAGUAGGUCCCAUCCCCAACCAUAUUGCCUUCAUUAUGGAUGGGAACCGAAGGUAUGCCAAGGGUAGAAAACUUGGUCCAGGUGCUGGUCACAAGGCUGGAUUUUCUUCUCUCAUUCGCGUUCUUGAAUGUUGUUAUAAGGCCGGGGUGAAGUAUGUAACUGUCUAUGCUUUCAGUAUAGACAACUUCAAGAGGGACCGUAGUGAAGUUCAGUCGAUUAUGGAUUUGAUGAUGGAAAAAAUUGAUGAGUUGCUUAGGGAAGAAAGCAUUGUGAAUAGUCAUGGGAUUAGAAUUAAUUUCUUUGGGGAUUUGAAGCUCCUAAGCGAGCCUGUGAGGAUGGCAGCUGAAAAAGCAAUGGCGGCAACUUGUAAGAACACCAAAGUAGUGCUCUCAGUUUGUGUAGCCUAUACUUCUACUAAUGAAAUUGUCCAUGCUGUUCAAGAAUCGUGUAAGGAAAAGUUGGCACGAGACCAAGUAAAUUCAAAUGUCAAUGGUGGAAUAAGUGGUUCUUUCAGGGGAUACACUAAGCCUUCAGAGGAAGCAUAUUCCAUUACUCUGGAAGAUUUGGAGAGGCACAUGUAUUCAGCUGAGUGUCCAGAUCCUGACCUCUUGAUUCGGACGUCUGGGGAGACUCGCCUGAGCAAUUUCCUUCUUUGGCAGACUACUUUCUGCUACCUGCAUGUUCUAGAUGCUCUUUGGCCAGAGAUCUCACCAUGGUGGCUGGGAUGGGUGAUCUUGCAUUACCAAAGAGCAAAGCCGUACAUAGAUAAAAAGAAGGCAGCAUUGUAAAUUCUGUUUCUCUUCAUAUAUGUGCACCUGUUGUACCAUUAAGCUCCAAUAAUUAUUUGAUGCCAAUAUUUGAGAAACUGAAUGACAUUUACCAUAUCCUAAUAGUGAACAUAAGUUUUUUAUCAGAAGAUAAUGCUUCUCUUUUAUUUCUUUUC